This is a messenger RNA of Triticum turgidum subsp. durum (durum wheat), 585 nucleotides long. The record is from the annotation of a GenBank genome assembly. Lineage: Eukaryota; Viridiplantae; Streptophyta; Magnoliopsida; Poales; Poaceae.
AUGGCCUCGCCGGCGCCGGUUCCGGCCUCGCCGGGGUCCUCCUCUCAGGAGAAAAAACGAGGUGCAACGGAAUCAAUUGGCCUGUAUGCUGUCCAGUGUUGUGAAUGUCAUAAAUGGCGUACAGUUUCAACGAAAGAUGAAUUUGAGACAAUUCGUGAGAACUUCACUGAAGACCCAUGGUUCUGCAGUAAAAGACCUGAGUGCUCGUGUGAAGACCCUCCAGACAUUGAGUAUGACAGCAGCCGCAUAUGGGUCAUCGACAAGCCCAACAUACCAAAGCCUCCGCCCAAGACCGAGAGACUUGUGAUCAUGAGAGGUGAUCUGUCUAAAAUGGACAUCUACUAUGUCCUGCCAAACGGGAAGCGUGCAAGGGGCAUCGGGGACGUGCAGAAGUUCCUUGACACAAACCCAGAGUACAAGGACCGCAUAUCAGCUGAAAGCUUCAGUUUUACGGUGCCCAAGAUUGUUGAGGAGACCGUUUCACAGAGCUCUUUGUGGAAGACUAAAAAGGCUAAAAAGCAGGACAAGAUAAAUGCUUCAAGCAGCAAGAAGGACAAGGCAAAUGCUUCAAGCAGUGAGAACUAG